Molecule: messenger RNA, 697 nt
Organism: Arachis duranensis
Lineage: Eukaryota; Viridiplantae; Streptophyta; Magnoliopsida; Fabales; Fabaceae
Product: MLP-like protein 34
Exons: 2
Coding region: 78-539 (153 amino acids)
Biological process (GO): defense response
Source: RefSeq, a predicted model, not a curated record
GGCUAUUUCCCUUGCAUCUCUGGUUUAGUAUUAAUUUGUUCCUACUUCAUAUUAGUUGUUUCCUUUUUAGUUAAGAGAUGGCACUAACUGGUAAGCUUAGCAUUGAAAUUCCAGUCCACUCACCUGCUUCAAAGUUCUUUGACCUCGCCACAAAGAAACUCCAUCAUGUUCAAAACGUUUGUGAAAGAGUGCAUGCCACCAAGCUGCAUGAAGGUGAUGACUGGCACUCUGUCGGUGGUUCGGUCAAACACUGGACUUAUGUCAUAGAUGGUAAAGUAACUACAUGCAAAGAGACUAUUGAAAGCAUUGAUGAGCAGAACAAGACAGUCGUAUACAAAUUCUUUGAUGGAGAUAUCGAUCAACACUAUAAGACCCUUAAGCUUAUCUUUCAAGUGAUUGAGAACAAUAAUGGAGGUACUUCGACUAAAUGGACAAUUGAAUAUGAGAAGGUCAAUGAUGAUGUUGAAGCUCCAUAUGGCUACAUGGAACACUUUGACAAAUGUGCUAAAGACCUGGAUGCCCAUCUUCUCAAGGCAUAAGCUACAUUAAUUAAGCAAAGAAGGUGUUUAAGAAUUAAGUUAAUAAAGUGUGUACUUAUCUAAUUAAACUGCAUGAAUUUAGUCAUGAAGAAUAAUAUGGAUGAAUGUUUGCAUCUUCGUCUGCUAUCCUUUGUUUGAAUGGAUUAAUAAUAAUCGAC